Molecule: messenger RNA, 261 nt
Organism: Colletotrichum costaricense
Lineage: Eukaryota; Fungi; Ascomycota; Sordariomycetes; Glomerellales; Glomerellaceae
Product: barren protein
Exons: 1
Source: RefSeq, a predicted model, not a curated record
CAACUGCUGCGUCCCCUAAACGAGAAGGGUCUCGUCAUCGAGAAGACGCCCGAGCUCACGGAGCUGAACAUCCACAAGAAUUGGACGGCCGAGAUUGUUGGAGGGGAAUACGACUUUCAACGCAAGGAGAGAAGGCAAAAAAACGGAGGAGAAAGGUGUGGCGGAAUCCUGUGCGUCGAGGCAUCGGUACUGCUAGAAGGCGUCAGUACAUUCAAUCCCAGUCUGUCUCGAAGUUUCUCUUUAUUUCUGACCUAUUCGUAG